GCGACAGCGGGCGCAUGCGCCUUGUGCGGGAUCGCGUCCUCCCGGGAGCGGCUGUGGCGGUGGCGGCGGUCCCGGAAAGGGGCUGAGGAGCCGACUCGGCCGGGGCUGAGGCUCGGGCGGGAGCGGAUCGGGCCGGGGCCAUGGCCGAGGCGCCCCCACAGCCGAAGCCCCGGCCCGUCCGCCCGCAGGCGGCAUGAGGGAGGAAGCCGAGGGAGCCGGGGCCCAGCCCGGCGACUUCGUGCAACUGAAAGUGCCCAUCGUGCAGCAGCUGUACCACUGGGACUGCGGGCUGGCCUGCUCCAGGAUGGUGCUACGGUACUUGAACCUUUUGGAGGACGAGGCUGCAUUCGAGCAGGCCCUGCAGGAGCUCCAGCUCACGCGGAGCAUCUGGACCAUCGACCUGGCCUACCUGAUGCGGCACUUCGGGGCCCGCCACCGCUUCUGCACGCGGACGCUGGGCGUGGACAAGGGCUACCGGCACCAGUCCUUCUACCGGAGACACUUUGAUGCUGAGGAGAGCCGGGUCAACCAGCUGUUCGCGCGCGCUGCCGCCUGCAAAGUGCUGGUGGAGAAGUGCACAGUGACGGUGCAGGCCAUCCAGGAGCACCUGGCGCAGGGGCACGUGGCCAUCGUCCUGGUCAACGCGGUGCUGCUGCUGUGUGACCUGUGCUCCAGCCCCGUCAAGUACUGCUGCUUCUUGCCCAUUGGCCAGAAGUGCUUCUGCAGGGGCCCCGACUACCAGGGCCACUUCAUCGUGCUCUGCGGGUACAACAGGGCCUCGGAGAGCAUUUUCUACAACAACCCGGCCUACGCAGACCGCAUGUGCAGCACCAGCGUGAGCAACUUUGAGGAGGCCAGGACCAGUUAUGGCACCGACGAAGACAUCCUUUUUGUCUACACGGACAGCUGACCUCCUGGGCCGGGCCUGCGUCUACACGGACAGCUGUGCCGCCACCGCCGCCUCCCCUCCCCCCAGCCGCUCUGGGUACGAGGAGUUGGCGGAGCAGCUCACGCCCGGCCAGUCCUCCACUGAGGCCCCAGCACGCCCAUCGACCUGGCCACGGCGGCACGAGCCUUUCUGGUGGGGCUCCCCCCGGCCCGCCCACUGCCUGGUCGCUCCUUCCUCUGCCUUGUUUCCAUCAGGGAGGAGGCCCUCGGGACCUCCACUCCGCCGUGCCUGGGCUCGGGGCAGCCUCAGAGGCUCCCUGGCCCCCAAUACACCCCGGAGGUCCCCCUUCGCUCCCUCCGCCCACAGGCCAGGGCCCUUUUCCACGCAGAGACCUUUUCUACAUAAAUCUAUUUUGUUGGUAAUGAGCCACCCGAGGAGCACCGCUGAUCUCUAUUAAAAACGCAACGCAACGGCCA
Monodelphis domestica (gray short-tailed opossum) is the source of this 1365-nucleotide messenger RNA. RefSeq names its product guanylyl cyclase domain containing 1 (gene GUCD1). The record is from RefSeq and is a predicted model, not a curated record. NCBI's taxonomy places the organism in Eukaryota, Metazoa, Chordata, Mammalia, Didelphimorphia, Didelphidae.